Octopus sinensis (East Asian common octopus) is the source of this 1168-nucleotide messenger RNA. Its product is annotated as neurofascin. Gene Ontology annotation, molecular function: protein binding. The transcript has 6 exons. Lineage: Eukaryota; Metazoa; Mollusca; Cephalopoda; Octopoda; Octopodidae. Bases 208 to 702 code for a protein of 164 amino acids. The record is from RefSeq and is a predicted model, not a curated record.
AACAAGAACUCCGUAAGCUAAAGUCAUCUCCUCUGGGUAAGAGCCUGAGUGCUUGAAUUAGGAAUUAGUUGGUGAGAACCGAGUCUGGCUGACCGGCUGAACAAAACGCUAUCUCUAAAGGAAAAGGCACAAAGGGACAACUAUGCUCCUAGUAUUACUGAUUGGUCAGUCAUACCAAUUGAUGAAGAUUCUGUAAAUAUAACUUGGAUGACUGGCAAUGAAACAUCUGAAUAUGAAAACUUUUACUUUCUUGAAUAUAGGCAAAUGGGUGACAAUUUCACAGAAAAUACUUUGGAGUUUACCACGCAACAAUGGCAGGUUUUAUCAAAUUUAACAUCUGGCCUUUGGUAUGAAUUCCGAGUAGUUAUGGUACAGAAUGGACUGGAAUUUCCGAGUGACUGGAGAACAUUACUUCUUCCUUUAACAUCAGGUGAAAUGGAUUUGGAUUUUCUUCAAACUACUUGGUUUGUGGUGAUGAUGAUUGCUAUUUGUGUGCUUCUUCUAAUUCUCAUCCUUGUUUGUAUCAUCAAGUGUGAUAGAGGCAGCAAAUACUAUGUGAAAGAUGAUUGCCUUUCUAAUGAUGAAGAAGAACAGAAAACUGAAGUCGAUGGUACUGAGGCAAGUGAAAAGGACAGUUUAGAUGAAUACAAAUCAACAUCUACUGGCCAAUUCAAUGAAGAAGGAUCGAUAAUUAAGGAUUGAUAUAUUGUUACAUACAAUCCUGACAUGUUCAAGAAGCAAGCCUCGGUGGCAUAUAAUCAACUGCUGUUUAAAAUGUAUUUGAUACUACAAAUGUAUUAAAUUGAUUUUUUUCAAAUUUAGAAAUUAUUCUUUAAAGUGUUUAAUUACAAGUUUAAUUUAAAUGGUAAUAGAGUGUUCUGCUUCAUUAGACACUUAUUAUUUUAAUGUAUAUUUUAUUCAGCUUUUAAUAGUAAAUAAUUAAUGUUCUUGGCAGAUAAAAUAAGACAAAUAUAAUUUGGAUAUGAGAAGGACUUUAUUUUCUGUACAUCAUCACCUAUCUCUAAUCAUUGAAAUUAAGUUGACACUGAUUCUGGUAAAUAUCUGGUAACAAAAACCAAAUUUACUAAUAGUAGCUGUAUCACUGCCUUUUUAAUGCUAAUCUGCCUGCAUCAAAAUGCUCAUUUUUAAAAUAAAAUCUUAAUCAAAA